Ochotona curzoniae (black-lipped pika) is the source of this 1077-nucleotide messenger RNA. RefSeq names its product proteasome 26S subunit, non-ATPase 9 (gene PSMD9). The record is from RefSeq and is a predicted model, not a curated record. Gene Ontology annotation, biological process: proteasome regulatory particle assembly. Lineage: Eukaryota; Metazoa; Chordata; Mammalia; Lagomorpha; Ochotonidae. Gene Ontology annotation, molecular function: protein binding. Bases 93 to 764 code for a protein of 223 amino acids. The transcript is spliced from 6 exons. Gene Ontology annotation, cellular component: nucleus; cytoplasm.
UCCACAGGCGGAGCCGUAGCCCGUGCCUUCCGGCGUCCCGUAGCCCGGCAGCGGGGCGGCCCGCGUCGCAGGAUCCCGCGGCGAGGGCCAAGAUGUCGGACAAGGAGGCGACGUCGAGCGGCCAGGCCCCUCAGGCCCGCGCCGACACCAUCAGCGACAUCCAGGAGCUGAUGCGGCGCAAGGAGGAGCUCGAGGCGCAGAUCAAGGCCUACUACGACGUGCUGGAGGGCCAAAAAGGAGUUGGAAUGGACGAGCCGCUGGUGGACUGUGAGGGCUACCCCCGGGCCGACGUGGACCUGUACCAAGUCCGCACCGCUAGGCACAACAUCAUCUGCUUGCAGAAUGAUCACAAGGCGGUGAUGAAGCAGGUGGAGGAGGCCUUGCACCAGCUGCACGCUCACGACAAGGAGAAGCAGGCUCGGGACAUGGCUGAGGCCCAGCAAGAGGCCAUGAGCCACAAGCUGGGCCACCCCGAGAGCCACAGUCCACCUGAGGCCUUUGCCAGAGUGAACAGCGUCAGCCCCGGCUCCCCAGCCAGCAUUGCGGGUCUGCAGGUGGGUGAUGAGAUUCUGGAGUUUGGCUCUGUGAACACCCAGAACUUCCAGUCACUGCAUCACAUCAGCACUGUGGUGCAGCAUAGUGAGAUGAAGCCCCUGUCUGUGACAGUGCUGCGCCAAGGACAGAAACACCAGCUCAGACUCGUGCCGAAGCGCUGGACUGGGAAAGGACUGCUGGGCUGCAACAUUGUCCUUCUGCAGAGAUGACCGUUCCUGGCGCAGCAGGAUAGCCACUUCCAUGCCCUGGAGUUGGGUCCAAUGUGGAUGUCUUCAUCUUCUCUCGGCGAGUGACGAACUGGAAGGGGCUGGAAGCCUGCUUGUGGAGGCGAGGCCUCCCUGGAGGAUCUUUCUGGAUGAAGGCAUCUUUCACGGCUUAAGUCGUGCUUGGCAUCUUUGGCCAAUGAGGCUGCGGCCCUGAAUGGGAAUUCUCUAGAUUGUGGGAGUUAUCCUGGCAGAUGCUGAUACGACUUGAUUCUGUUAGGAAUCUUUUUUUCCCAAAUAAACAACAGUUUUGCGGUGC